AUGGAAACCUUGGAUAAUUUGCACCAGCGUGACAAGGUCGGAGUGGACGACUUUGUUCUGCUAGAAAACUUUGAAGAUAAGGAUGCCUUCCUGGAGAAUCUCCGCAAGCGCUACAAGGAGAAUAUUAUUUACACUUACAUUGGUCAAGUGCUGAUCUCGGUCAAUCCCUACAAGGAUCUAAACAUCUACAAUCGCAACUACAUUGAGAGCUACCAAAAUGUCAACUUUUACGAACUUGCGCCACACAUAUUUGCCAUCGCUGACGCUUCGUACCGCCAAAUGGUGGACGAAUGCCGUGACCAGUGCAUUCUCAUCUCCGGCGAGAGUGGCUCCGGAAAGACGGAGGCGUCCAAGAAGAUUUUGCAGUACCUGGCGGAGAUUAGCAGCCACGAUUCGGCGAUUCAGCACGUGAAAAACAAGCUGCUGUACUCGAAUCCAGUGCUGGAGGCCUUCGGCAACUCGAAGACUAGUCGCAACAACAACUCCAGCCGCUUUGGCAAGUACAUGGACGUGGAGUUUGACAAUCUGGGCACUCCCACUGGCGGCCACAUUAACGUCUACCUACUGGAGAAGUCACGCGUCGUCUUUCAGAGUCGAAAUGAACGCAACUUUCACAUCUUCUACCAAGUGCUCAAGGGACUAGACGAGGAAACGCUCCUCCGACUCGGCCUGCGACGAGACCCCGCGGACUACUUUUACCUGAAUCAGAACCUGGACACGUCCGACGACUACACCGCCAAUGAGGCGGAGCAGUUCAGGGUGGUGCGCGAGGCCUUUCGCCACUUUGAGUUCAGCGAGCAGGAGGAAUUUAGCAUGCUCUCCAUCAUUGCCUCCAUUCUCCACCUUGGCACGGUGGGCUUCUACGAGGAGGACGACGGCGACCACCAGGCGGUCAUCUCCAACCUGAAGCCGGUCAACCUGAUCUGCCAGCUGCUGGAGUGCGACCCGGAGAUGCUGAAGAAGGCCCUCACCCACCGCACCAUUGAGGCUCGCGAUGAGUCACUGCCGACUGGUCUGAACCGCGAGCAGGCCAUCUACGCCCGCGACGCCCUGGCAAAGGCCAUCUACGAGCGACUCUUUCUCUGGCUGGUGAGCAAGCUCAAUGACUCGCUGAAGAACAAAAAUAAAGCCAAGUCCGGUCGCAAUCUGAUGGGUCUGCUGGACAUUUACGGCUUUGAGAUCUUUGAGAAGAACCACUUUGAGCAGUUUUGCAUCAACUACUGCAAUGAAAAGCUGCAGCAGCUCUUUAUUGAGCUGACGCUCAAGUCGGAGCAGGAAGAGUACCGACGAGAGCAAAUUGAGUGGGAGCCCGUCAAGUACUUCAACAACCAGAUCAUUUGCGAUCUGAUUGAGCAGCGCCACAAGGGCAUCAUUGACUUUCUAGAUGAAGAGUGCCUGCGCCCUGGUGAGCCGAAUGAUUUUACCUUUCUCGCCAAGCUGGAGGAGAACCUCGGUCAGCACUCUCGCAUGGCACUGGUCAAAGGGCUCAACAACAAGAAUCGCAAUAAUGCCGUCACUGAUCAAUUCAAAAUCUCGCACUACGCCGGAGAGGUGGUCUACGACGUGACCGGCUUCAUCGACAAGAACAAUGACCUGCUGUUUCGUGACCUGAAGAAGGCGAUGUGCUCCUCGAAGAGCGUCAUCAUCAGUCAGCUGUUCCACGCGGACGAGCUGAGCAACCUUCGCCGUCCGACGACCACUGCCACCCAGUUUCGCCAUAGUCUUUCCAAUUUGAUGAGCUUACUGAAGUCGAAGCAGCCCUGGUACAUUCGCUGCAUCAAGCCGAACGAGCACCAGAUGGCCCACUCCUUUGACACCCGGAUUGUCAGCCACCAGGUGCAGUACCUGGGACUGAUGGAGAACCUGCGAGUGCGCCGAGCGGGCUUUGCCUACCGCCGAGAGUACGAGCAGUUCCUCGAGCGCUACAAGUGCCUCUCCCCGGAGACCUGGCCCCACUACCGCGGCAGUGCCAAGCGAGGCGUCGAGGAGCUGAUGCGCCACUUUGGCUUUGGCGAGGCGGAGUACAAGCUGGGUCUGACCAAGAUCUUCAUUCGCUUCCCCAAGACGCUCUUCACCAUUGAGGACGCCUUUCAGAAGCAGAAGCACGCGCUGGCCACCAUGAUUCAGGCGCUGUACCGCGGCCACCGCCAGCGGCAGAUCUACCUGCAGAUUCGCCACUCCACCAUUCUCCUGCAGGCGCAGAUGAGAAAGGUGCUCGCCAUUCGACUGCUGGAGAAGCGCAAGUGGGCCGUCCAGGUGGUGCGCAACUUUGUCAAGGGCUUCAUGACGCGCAAUGAUGCGCCCAACAAGUUUAACAUUUGGUUCCUCCGCCAAGUGAAGGUGGAGUGGUUGAAGAAGCUCUCCAAGAAGCUGCCCACCUCCAUUCUGGACAACUCCUGGCCGCCUGCUCCGAGCAGCUGUCGGGAGGCGUCAAUGCUGCUGCGCCCGCUGCACAAGCAGUGGCUGGUGCGCAAGUACAUCUUCUCGCUCAGUCCGCAGCGGAAAGAGCUUCUGGGGGAGAAGCUGCUCGCCGAGGAGCUCUUCAAGGGAAAGAAGGCCUCCUAUCAGAGCAGCAUUGCUGAACCCUAUGCCGCCAACCGACUAGGUCAACGCGACGAGGAGAUGCGCCGCAACUACUUUGAGCUGAAGAUUAAGCGGGAGAAUGAGAAGGCGCAGUACUGCUGUCUGGUGAACAAGUACGACCGUCAUGGCUACAAGUUGCGCUCCCGGGUGCUCAUUCUCACCAAUCUAAAGUUCUACCUUCUGGACGAUAAGAAGUUCACCGUGAAGGAGGCGAUUCCGCUGUCGUCCAUCACCGGCCUGCUGACGAGCAACAAGUCAGACAGCGUCUUUAUCGUUCAAGUGCCAGCUGAAAACAAGGAAAAGGGUGAUUUAAUUCUCGAGUACAGUCCUCGACUGAUUGAGCUUCUAACUAAAAUAGUCAAAAUUAUUGGAAAGGACAAGCUGGUCAUUUCUGACUCUGCCAAUGUUGAGCACACUAUGGCCAAUGGAAAACGCGGCCAGAUUUGCUUUGCCGAUGGACGCAGCUAUGAGAUUGUCAAGCGAAAAGAUGGAAUCCUCCAAGUGAGCUCUGCGUCAGCUUGA
Molecule: messenger RNA, 3105 nt
Organism: Rhagoletis zephyria (snowberry fruit fly)
Lineage: Eukaryota; Metazoa; Arthropoda; Insecta; Diptera; Tephritidae
Source: RefSeq, a predicted model, not a curated record